GCAGAGGGAUGCAGCCCCACGUUGGAGUCGCCAGUGUGGGAACCCCUGCUCUAAGGCACGUCGCACGGCACUUAUUCCGCUCUCUAUCCUUCCUCCAGAUCUCUCCAUCUCCACGCCUCUCCUCCACCUCCUCCAUCUCUCCUUUGAUCUGAUUGUAUCUGUGCAUCCUUCCACCGCUCCUUACAGCAUCCUCUGCAGCCUUGACUCACGCAUCUUCUCUCUUCUGUUUUCUUGUCAAUUUGAAGAGGCUGAACUGAACCGUACGACUUCAGAACAUCAUGUCAUCCAGUCUGCCCCCCGGGAUGAGCAGCGCAGGGGUCAAAAACAAGCCCCUCUCCCCCUUUAAGAAGCGCGGGAGUCUGCAGUACACCACUAGCACAGCAGUGGAUCCUCGUGGUAAGCGGCACCUGCUCACUCCUCAGCACUCCUUACCCGGGAUCCCAGUGGCUCUGAAACAGUCCAUUGACCUGCGCACUUCCAUGGACGGGAAAUACAAGGAGAUUGCAGAGGAGUUAUUCUCUCGCAGUCUGGCUGAGAGUGAGAUGAGAAGUGCCCCGUACGAGUUUCCAGAGGACAGUCCCAUCGAACAACUAGAGGAGAGACGGCACCGCCUCGAGCGGCAGAUCAGCCAAGAUGUCAAGUUUGAGCCUGACAUCCUCCUCCGCGCUAAACAGGAGUUCAUGAAGACUGACAGUGCCACGGAUCUGGAAUACAUGAAGGAGCAGAGCCAGGCGUUCGACUAUCAGGAGAGAGAGCUGGUCCCAGAGAGCGAGUAUCAGAGAGUCACUAUAUCUGGAGAGGAGAAGUGUGGGGUCCCUUUCACAGACCUCCUGGAUGCAGCCAAGUGUGUGGUGAAGGCCCUGUUUAUCCGACAGAAGUACAUGGGACUGUCUCUGCAGAGCUUCUAUCGCACGGCCGCUCGGUUCCUGCAGGAACUCAGCGAGAGGCCUCUGGAUCUGGAUCUGUACGAAGAGGAGAUCCCAGAGACCACCAGCACUGCCAGUACAGACAGAAAUAUUCAAGAUUGGCAAUAUGGGGGAUUCAAAAAAUACCAAUAUGCCACUGUGCACCCACCUGCCUCCAAAACGCACCCCUAUGAGAACCAGGACCCCUCCAGCACACCCCCCGACAUCGGCUACGGGUGCAAAAUGGUGAACGGCGUCAUGCACGUGUACACCAGCAGGAGCACCAUGGACAAGAGCACCGAGUUGGACCUGCCUUACCCAGACCUACAGGAGUAUAUUGCUGAUAUGAAUGUGAUGAUGGCUCUGAUCAUCAAUGGACCAGUAAAAUCCUUCUGUUAUCGUCGCCUACAGUAUCUGAGCUCCAAGUUCCAGAUGCAUAUCCUGUUAAACGAGAUGAAAGAGCUGGCAGCGCAAAAGAAAGUCCCCCAUAGAGACUUUUACAAUAUCCGUAAGGUUGACACACACAUCCACGCGUCUUCCUGUAUGAAUCAAAAGCACCUAUUACGCUUCAUUAAAAGGGCUAUGAAGAAAAACCCCGCGGAGAUCGUUCACAUGGACCGUGGGAAGGGACAGACGCUCAUGGAGGUUUUCGAGAGCAUGAACCUCACAGCCUUCGACCUCAGCGUGGACACUCUGGACAUGCACGCUGACAGGAACACUUUUCAUCGUUUUGACAAGUUCAACUCCAAGUACAACCCGAUCGGAGAGUCCAUCCUGAGGGAGAUCUUCAUUAAGACUGAUAACUACAUCGAGGGCAAAUACUUCGGUCACAUCAUUAAGGAGGUGAUGGCUGACCUGGAGGAAAGCAAAUAUCAAAAUGUGGAGCUGCGACUCUCCAUUUACGGACGCUCCAGAAACGAGUGGGACAAACUGGCCAAGUGGGCAGUGAAACAUCAGGUGUAUUCAGAUAAUGUCCGCUGGCUCGUCCAAGUUCCAAGAUUAUUUGACGUCUACCACACAAAGAAACAGCUGUCCAACUUCCAGGAAAUGUUAGAAAACAUCUUUAUGCCUUUGUUUGAGGUCACAGUGGACCCCAGCAGCCACCCGGAGCUACACCUGUUCCUGCAGCACGUUGUCGGCUUUGACAGCGUUGAUGACGAAUCCAAACCAGAACAACAUAUCUUCAACUUAGACAGUCCCCUCCCUGAAAACUGGACGGAGGAGGACAACCCGCCCUACUCCUACUACCUCUACUAUAUGUAUGCAAACAUGACUGUGCUCAACCACCUGCGCAAGCAGCGGGGCUUCCACACUCUGGUGCUGCGGCCUCAUUGUGGAGAGGCGGGGCCCAUCCAUCACCUGGUCUCUGGGUUCCUGCUCUCGGAGAAUAUUUCACAUGGACUACUGCUCAGAAAGGCUCCUGUACUGCAGUAUCUGUACUACUUGGCCCAGAUAGGCAUUGCCAUGUCCCCCCUCAGCAAUAACAGCCUGUUCCUUAGUUACCACCGUAACCCCCUCCCCGAGUACCUGUCCCGAGGCCUCAUGGUGUCUCUAUCCACUGACGACCCACUGCAGUUUCACUUCACCAAGGAGCCCCUAAUGGAGGAAUAUAGCAUUGCAGCUCAGGUGUGGAAGUUGAGCUCCUGUGACAUGUGUGAACUGGCCAGAAACAGUGUCCUGAUGAGUGGAUUCUCACAUCAGGUCAAAAGUUACUGGCUCGGUCCAAACUACAUCAAGGAGGGACAGGAGAGCAACGACAUCAGACGCACCAAUGUCCCGGACAUCCGCGUGGCCUAUCGCUAUGAGACCAUGUGCGAGGAACUGAACCUAAUAACCCAAGCCAUUCGCACUGACGCACUAGAAACCAUAGAAGAAGAGGGCAGUCUGUGUAUGGGAGCUGUGCAGGGACAAAAAUGAAGCAACAACAAAAAUGAACUGGCUUUACUUGUUUACUUCCCACCUCUGUAUACAGAUUUACAUAUCAACCAAUGGCACUUGUGGAACGAGAAACCUUUUUAUAAAGAGACUUAGAGAGAAUAUAUGAGAUAGGAUGUAUAUGGAUGAAAUUAUGAACUAUAUUUAUUAUUUUAUCUUUGUUUUUUUUUGUUUUUUCCAUGGCCAAACACUGUCAACAUUAUCUAUUUCAUAAUUUCAUUAUUUAUCUCUUGUAGCAGCCAUUGAAUAACACUACUGUUGAUAUGCACUGACCCAAAACUAGAACAAUCUAAAAAUGAAUACAACAUAUUACUAUAUUAUAAAUGCAUCCCAUUCACUCUACUAUACAUAUUUGGAUGAGAAGUAAGUGGCAUUUCUUGCAUAUUUGUUUUAGUUACUUUAAAAAAAACAACAAAACUCUGGUACUACUGCAGUAUGCUGCUAAGACCACUACUUUAACCGAUAUUAUCAAUACUUUGAGUACUACUAUCACCACUGGGAUACCUUACAUAGGCCUGUCAUGAUAGCACAUUUUGAAGUACUUUUUGUCGCUGAUACAAUAAUAAUAAUGCAAGAUAAUUCCUGUAAACCAUUUUUAAAUAGGUAGUAUCAUUAAAUGGCCUGGGCUGUAACUAAGUAAUAGCAGAAUAAAGCAAAAAUUAACCACAGAACUUACUUUUUCAACCCUCUACAGCUCAAAUCUGAUCGUUUAACAAUAAAAAAAAUACCCCAAAUCCAAUCACUUUUACAGAGAAAUUGUAAACACGACAAAUUUUUAGUCCCAAAAUACAUAGUUCCCGCUGUCAUACACUGAACGAUAAGUCGAUGUAGUGAUUAUCAUGACAGGCCUAACCUUACAUUUUGCUGCUAGUAUUUUUGAAUGUACAGAUGACACAUUUUGCCUCAGAUUGGAUUAAAGAGAAACUUGUGUUACUGUAUAAUAUGACGCACUUGCUUUUUUACUUCUCCUUUAAAUAUUUUAUCCAUCCUAUAAAAAUGGGAAUUGCACAAAACGAGGAAACCGCAAAGAAGACAGAAAGCUGACUGCAUAAAAAUCAACCAAACCGUUUUACCCAAUGGACAUACCUCAUGUUUCUCUUAAUCAAAAAACACAGUUUGUACUAUUCCUACAUAUUUUCCACCACUGCUCCAAAUAAACUGUUGCUGUUUUCCAGUAUUUUUUGCAUGACCGCAGCAUGCCUUUUCUGUCUGGUCUGGUGUGGAGUAAUGCUACAAUUAUAAAGAUUGAAUUAAUUUGACAAAACUUUAAUAAUAAUAAUAUAAUAUAGUAAUAUCAAUCUACGCAGUGAACAAUGCAUGGUCCUGUUCACUUUGUUCAGCAGUGCCAAAUUUUACAACUCCUGUCUCCUGCUUGGUUUCUUGUGUUUUCAAUGGGGCUACAACAGUCUCUAUGUAUGUUUGUGAAAUAUUAUUUAAUAAAUGUUGUGUCUUGGAAAAAUAAACGUCUAUAAAUC
Messenger RNA from Periophthalmus magnuspinnatus, 4315 nucleotides. RefSeq names its product adenosine monophosphate deaminase 2b (gene ampd2b). Gene Ontology annotation, molecular function: AMP deaminase activity. Gene Ontology annotation, cellular component: cytosol. Gene Ontology annotation, biological process: AMP metabolic process; IMP salvage. The record is from RefSeq and is a predicted model, not a curated record. The transcript has 18 exons. Lineage: Eukaryota; Metazoa; Chordata; Actinopteri; Gobiiformes; Gobiidae. The coding region runs from base 279 to 2822 and encodes 847 amino acids.